AUGUCUGACUUCCCGGACGCGCCCACCACGGCUCCCUCUGCCAACGGCAACACCUACAUCCAGGCCACCAAGGAGAACGCUACCGCUGCCUUCGAGCAGGUUUCCAACGGACCCGUCGCCCAGAGUGUCAAGGACCAGUCUGCAAAGACUACCAACGAGCUCGGCAACCUCGCCGCCGCUCGCAGAACGCCCUCUACCCCCGCCGCCACCGGCCAGCCCUUGACUCACUACCACUCCUUCUUCUUCGAGCUUAUCUCGUGGAACAACCCUCGUGCUUCGGCCAUUGCCUACAGCUCCAUUGUCACCCUCAUCUUUGCUGCCCGUUACCUCGAUGUUCUGCGAUACAGCUUGAAGCUCACUUGGAUGGUGCUUGGCACCACCGUCCUUGCCGAGCUCGCCGGCAAGCUCGUCCUCAACAACGGCCUCGCUACCCAGCUCCGCCCCAGACGUUACUACGUCAUCCCCAGAGAGACGCUCGAUGCCGCCAUCGGAGACGUUCACGAGCUUGUCAACUUCUUCGUGAUUGAGGCUCAGCGCAUCGUCUUCGCCGAGAACGUUGGUGCUUCUGCUGCUGCCUUCAUCGGUGCCUUCAUCGCCUACUACCUUGUCAAGAUCGUCCCCUUCUGGGGUCUUUCCCUGAUCGCCACCACUGCUCUCUUCAUGGUUCCCCUCCUGUACACCUCCAACCAGGAGCUCAUCGACGCCCAGCUCAACCGCGCCGGCGAGGUGAUCAACCAGCAGACGAGCCAGUUCCGCACUGUCGCCAGCAAGCACACCGCCGAGGCCACCAACAUCACCAAGCAGUACAUGGGUGACUACACUGCCAAGGCCCAGCAGCUGCUCGGCCGCCGCUCCGCCUCCCCCGAGGCUGCUCGCUCCCCCGCUCCUCAGUCUCAGGCUCCUGCCGACGUCCGCCCCUCCGUCGAGGAGCAGGACUUCCCGGCUCCUCCCAAGGCUGACUUCCAGUCCGAGCCGGUUGUCCCGGAGGCCGAGGAGAAGACCCCCAUGGUCGCCUCCUAA
Colletotrichum spaethianum is the source of this 1020-nucleotide messenger RNA. Its product is annotated as retinol dehydrogenase 11. The transcript has 5 exons. NCBI's taxonomy places the organism in Eukaryota, Fungi, Ascomycota, Sordariomycetes, Glomerellales, Glomerellaceae. The coding region runs from base 1 to 1020 and encodes 339 amino acids. The record is from RefSeq and is a predicted model, not a curated record.